AUGGCAGGUGGCGCAUUCCUGUUCUCGCUCCUCCUCAUCUCCUCGUGGACGAGCAUGAGAGCUCUGCCCAGAGGAGAAGAGGUUGCUCUCGAAGGUGCUCCUUGUGAUGGCACUGGAAUCGAAGAUUGUCAGAUAGUGAAAAAGUUUGACCCCAAGGCGAUCUACUCCAGCGACGCCAACAUUGACCUCGAACAUCCUAACAGAAUUGACUUCUAUGGAGACAUGUUCCAGAACUUCCCUAAGGGCGAAGACACCUUGCUCACGAAAGUGAUGAAGCUGAAGAGAAAGCUGGCAAGCCUUGCAAGGAAGCAGAAGAUGUUCAUGGACAAGCUCGAUCGUCCUCCUGCCGUUUCCGUCGAGGUCCUUCCUGGCGAGCCCGGUAGAACAGGACCAAGAGGAGUAAGAGGAGUUGUGGGCCCGCCAGGGUACAUGGGACUGACAGGACCGAUGGGCCGUCCAGGCUUGCAGGGCAGACCAGGAGUUCCUGGCGACAUGGGCCCCAUGGGCCUCCCUGGGCUACCUGGCGACCAGGGAGAUCGAGGCAGGACCGGCGUCCCCGGCAUCCAGGGACCUCCGGGCCCGCGAGGUCUCGUCGGCGAACCAGGACAGAAAGGAGACAAUGGACCCCCAGGGUAUCCGGGCGACAACGGUCCAGCUGGUCUUCCAGGUCAACGAGGAAACCCGGGCCUGCGCGGAGACUCUCCACGAGGACCUCCGGGAGAUCCUGGCACCCCUGGUGCUCGAGGCCUUCCUGGACCCAAGGGCCCCCCUGGUGCACGAGGACCCCCUGGUCCUCCUGGAAACGUCGGGCCCCAGGGAGACAUCGGAGCCCGGGGUGCCCAGGGUCCCGCAGGCAAGGACACCGACGUGAUCAGCGCUAACAUGUGUCCCGGGAUCCGAGAGGAAUCGAAGAAACACGUGUGCUGCGGCACAUCUAAUGUGGCAUGGGAAGACUUCAAGACAUACGGCACGCUCAUCGACGUCAACACAGACCGGUGCAAGUUCCUCAAUGACGAUGUGAUGUACUUCACCAGCGUGUCUGGCAACAGCUUGAUCGGCGGGUUUGCCGGGGUGGGCAGCAUCCACGACUCGAAGAAGGACAGCUUUCGUAUGUACGUGAUGGCGCCGGCGAAGACCCGACAGGCGUGGGAGGUCAACUCCAACCAGGUCAAGGUGCAGUGGUGCGGCGUGGGCGAGUCCACUGGGCCUCAGGAAGUCGGGCUUUGCUGCGGGCUGACCUCCCCCAAUGACUGGUCCAACGACAACGCAGGGAGAAGCAUCCAAGUCAACAUCAACACGAAGGCUUGUCAGUUCGGAGGGAGCCCACAGUACUUCAGUACGCUGAGCGGCAUGGGCGCCGUGCAGGACACGGUCGGCACCGCCUCCAUCUACCCGGGAUCCGACCUUCCUAAGAACUCGUUCCGCUCCAUGAUCGGGGGCCUGAGCUCGUACCUUGACACCGUCUCCAAGGCGAAUGCCCGAGUGAACAAGUGGCAGCUGGGAUGGUGCGGGAUCGGGUCCGUGUUCCCGACCGGAGACAUGCUCAUCAACCGCAAGGAGAUCACGGCGGCCGAGUACCCUUGCACGGGAGUACGACUGGUGUCGGGGAGCUCGGUAGCGAGCAAUGCGGCGAGGGCCUGCUGCGGGAUAUCGGAGGGCCAGUGGAAGUCGGACUCGACCAACCUCGUCUACGAGUACGUCGACACGUCAUCGUGCAACUUCAAAGCCAGCCCGGCCCCCGUCUACCUUACGAGCCUCAGGGGCACAGGCAAGCUCUUCGAGAUGGGAGGGGUAACCUCCGUGUACGACCCGUCAGUCAAGGGCUUCACGACCAAGCUGAUGCUCAGCUCGGUGUCAGGAAACAUGGAUGUAGACAAGGCGAAGCAGUACAGCCUGCAGGUACAAUGGUGCGGCUUCGGGGAGAAGGCCUAA
Messenger RNA from Guillardia theta CCMP2712, 1932 nucleotides. RefSeq lists its product as hypothetical. The record is from RefSeq and is a predicted model, not a curated record. Lineage: Eukaryota; Cryptophyceae; Pyrenomonadales; Geminigeraceae. Bases 1 to 1932 code for a protein of 643 amino acids. The transcript is spliced from 3 exons.